GGCAAAGGUCUUGGAAAAGGAGGCGCUAAGCGUCACCGCAAAGUUCUCCGUGAUAACAUCCAGGGUAUUACUAAACCCGCCAUCCGCCGUUUGGCUCGACGUGGCGGUGUGAAGCGUAUUUCCGGCUUGAUCUACGAGGAGACCCGCGGUGUGCUCAAGGUUUUCCUUGAGAACGUCAUCCGUGAUGCCGUCACCUACACCGAGCACGCCAAGAGAAAGACCGUCACCGCAAUGGACGUGGUGUACGCUCUGAAACGCCAGCAUCUACAUUCACUUGCAGUUUGUUCUAGAGGAAACAGCAGCAUCAUGCCUGAACCAGCGAAGGCCGCGCCCAAGAAGGGCGCCAAGAAAACCGUCACCAAGGCCGCCGGCAAAGGAGGCAAGAAGCGCAGAAAGUCCAGGAAGGAGAGCUACGCUAUCUACGUGUACAAGGUCCUGAAACAGGUCCACCCUGAUACCGGGAUCUCCUCCAAGGCUAUGGGCAUCAUGAACUCCUUCGUCAACGACAUUUUCGAGCGUAUCGCUGGUGAGUCCUCUCGUCUGGCUCACUACAACAAGCGCUCCACCAUCACCUCCAGGGAGAUCCAGACCGCCGUGCGCCUGCUGCUUCCCGGUGAGCUGGCCAAGCACGCCGUGUCCGAGGGUACCAAGGCCGUCACCAAGUACACCAGCUCCAAGAAGACCGGUGGUAAGACUAGAGCUAAGGCAAAGACUCGUUCAUACCGUGCCGGCCUUCAGUUCCCCGUGGGCCGUGUUCACAGAUUGCUACGUAAGGGUAAUUACGCCGAGCGUGUGGGCGCUGGUGCUCCUGUCUACUUGGCUGCCGUGCUGGAGUAUCUGACCGCUGAGAUCCUCGAGUUGGCUGACGCGAUGGCAAGAACCAAGCAGACCGCGCGUAAAUCCACCGGUGGUAAAGCGCCGAGGAAGCAGCUCGCCACUAAGGCUGCCCGCAAGAGCGCCCCGGCUACCGGCGGUGUGAAGAAACCUCACCGUUACAGGCCAGGUACCGUGGCUCUGCGUGAAAUCCGCCGUUAUCAGAAGUCCACUGAGCUGCUCAUCCGCAAGCUGCCCUUCCAGCGCCUGGUUAGAGAGAUCGCUCAGGACUUUAAGACCGAUCUGCGCUUCCAGAGUUCUGCCGUCAUGGCUCUGCAGGAGGCCAGUGAAGCUUACCUGGUCGGCCUGUUCGAGGACACCAACCUAGCAGUAACGAUGUCCGGAAGAGGAAAAGGCGGCAAAGGUCUUGGAAAAGGAGGCGCUAAGCGUCACCGCAAAGUUCUCCGUGAUAACAUCCAGGGUAUUACUAAACCCGCCAUCCGCCGUUUGGCUCGCCGUGGCGGUGUGAAGCGGAUUUCCGGCUUGAUCUACGAGGAGACCCGCGGUGUGCUGAAGGUUUUCCUGGAGAACGUCAUCCGUGAUGCCGUCACCUACACCGAGCACGCCAAGAGAAAGACCGUCACCGCAAUGGACGUGGUGUACGCUCUGAAACGCCAGGGACGCACCCUGUACGGAUUCGGGGGUUAAACGUUCAGACCUCCACGCUAACACAACGGCUCUUUUAAGAGCCACCCAUAUUUUCUGCAAAAGAGAAAUUCCUUCUUGUUUAUUAUUAUUAUUAGUGUUUAGUAAUAGCACGUUCAC
Molecule: messenger RNA, 1638 nt
Organism: Trichomycterus rosablanca
Lineage: Eukaryota; Metazoa; Chordata; Actinopteri; Siluriformes; Trichomycteridae
Exons: 6
Biological process (GO): nucleosome assembly
Cellular component (GO): nucleosome
Molecular function (GO): structural constituent of chromatin; DNA binding; protein heterodimerization activity
Source: RefSeq, a predicted model, not a curated record